AUGGAAUAUAUAAAUCCAUUCACUCAAAAUAUAAUUCUAAAAUUAUUGAUUCAAUAUAAUAGUCUUGAUAUUGAACCAAUAGCAGAUUCCAAUUGUAAAAAAAUAAAUUUAUUGGAUGACCCAGUUUUCAAUGAGGAGCCAGCUUCGAUCGAUGGAAUUCCAUGUUUAGAUAAGAGAAAUGAUGAUCUCCUACCAUUUUUAUCUUUUAGAAAAAAAUUACUCUCUUUGUCAUUGGUUUGUUGGAGAUGGUUCAAUUAUGUCUCCAAACAAAUUACACAUCUCUCAGUCAAGUUGGUCGGUGACAAUCUGCUCUCUUUUUCCGGUCCAAUCGUAAAUAACAAAAGGCAGUGGAGUGUUCCAUUUAGACUUCAAACUUUAGAAUCUAAAUACUCUCUAUAUCAAUCAAAGAAUAUUAUUACUUUGACAGUUUUACUCGAUAGUUCAUGCCAGAGACUGAUGACCUGCAAUGAAAUCGCCAAAAUCACUCUGAAUUCCAACCUUCCAACCAAAUUGAAACAAAUGAUUCCAACUCUACGAAGAAAGAAGGCCAUCGAAAUACUUAAUUUUUCCAUUCACAACCUCUAUACCAAGCUUGCCAGUCAUCAACUUUCAUUUGUAAAUCUUAUUUUCAAGAGAUGCUACCAACAGCUCGGUCAAAAGAUAGUCCGUUUAAUGAAUAAUAUCAAACAACUAUUCACCGUAGAAUCAUUGGAGCACUUGCUGAUUCAGUCCGAUUUUGUGGAAUUGGCAGACCUUGUAGUUGGUUUAAAUUCAUUCAAUCUGAAAACACUCAAUUGCAAUAUUCUAUAUCACCAAAUUAUUCAAGAUUGUAAAUUAACUGAUAAUCGUCAACCAAUAUUUAAUAAUUUCUUCCAACUCCAUACACCUGCCGAUCCAUAUCACCAGACCGAAAAUACCUGCCAAUGGACAAGUACAACUCCAGCCUAUCAUUACACCAAUAUCCGACAACAUGUUGCAUCCUUCUGUGAUUCCAUUGCCAAAAACAAAAGUAUCGAAAGUCUCACACUAGGUAACUACUGUUCAAAUUUCUCACAUAAGCGUGCAUGUUUCUGCCAUGACACCGAAGAUAAUUCCAUUCCAUCGAAAUUAAGAAUGCCGCUGUGUCCUCUUCUCAAUGAAUCAUUUGCCAAUGCAAUCAAGUCAAACAACACCAUCAAGAGUUUGACUCUUUCCAAUCUGACCGGAUUGGUGAAUGAAAGUUUCUUUAAAGCUAUGGAAGCCAACAAGUCUAUCACAUCACUAUCUCUUAUCGAUUCAACUCUCCAGGAUAAUGCCAACAUCACUCAACUUGUUAAGCUUUUGGAAGUCAACAAAACAUUGAAAUAUAUCUCAAUUGCCAACAAUCCACAGAUCGACACUGGUAAACCUCUCUCUAGAAUAUUAUCACUCAACAACAGUAUUGAACAAAUCGAUAUCAGUUUCAACCAAUUCAAAGAUCUAUCAACGUUUGUCUCACAAACCAACCACUUUAAACCAGAUCCAAAAGUCAAGUCGAUCACACUUAAAAUCAAUGGAAACAAUACCAACUUUAAAUCAGAGAUCUCCAAACUAACACCUUCUCAUGUAUCGGUGGAUUUCUCAGUCAACCAAAAAAUUAUCAACAACCAACAAAAUCAACACAUCAGCGGUAUCAACUCCAUUUUAGAUAUUGAAAAUUUCGAUAAAGAAUUAAAAAGAUUUAAUUAUUUUAAUUAA
Heterostelium album PN500 is the source of this 1716-nucleotide messenger RNA. RefSeq lists its product as uncharacterized. The record is from RefSeq and is a predicted model, not a curated record. The transcript has 2 exons. Bases 1 to 1716 code for a protein of 571 amino acids. NCBI's taxonomy places the organism in Eukaryota, Evosea, Eumycetozoa, Acytosteliales, Acytosteliaceae.